Penicillium macrosclerotiorum is the source of this 639-nucleotide messenger RNA. RefSeq names its product putative RNA binding protein Pym. Gene Ontology annotation, biological process: exon-exon junction complex disassembly. Gene Ontology annotation, molecular function: RNA binding. Lineage: Eukaryota; Fungi; Ascomycota; Eurotiomycetes; Eurotiales; Aspergillaceae. The transcript has a single exon. Bases 1 to 639 code for a protein of 212 amino acids. The record is from RefSeq and is a predicted model, not a curated record. Gene Ontology annotation, cellular component: exon-exon junction complex; cytoplasm.
AUGUCCUCCAACGUCUCGUCUGCCGGCAUCACUACAGACGCCACAACCGGCGAACGCUACAUCCCUUCCUCUCUCCGUGCCGAUGGCUCGAAACGCCGCGAAAUUCGUGUGCGUCCCGGCUAUGAGCCUCCGGAAGAUGUCGAGCGCUACAAGAACCGCGCUGCCGCUGCCUGGAAAAAUCGUGGAAAAGGUGGGGUGCCGGGAGCGGAGAGCUUGAACAGCGAAGACAAGUCCCUCCAAGGCCCCAGCAACAAGAAUGCCAAGCGCAGAGAGGCCAAGCGCAAGGCCAAGGAGGGAGAAAACAACGAUACCCCUGCGGAAGCUUCCGAGAAGAAGGGAGCCAAUUCCGACAACUGGCGUGUCGCAGCUGAGAAGGACCAGCCAACCACCAAAGAACCUGUCGAACCAGUCGAUCCCGAGGCAGAGAGGGAGAAGAAGGCCCGCAACAUCAAGAAGAAGCUGAGACAGGCCCGCGAUCUUCGAGACAAGAAGCAUGAGGGCGCAGCUCUCCUGCCGGAGCAGCUCGAAAAGCUCAUCAAGAUCCCAGAACUGGUUCGUCAGCUAGAGGCGUUAGGAUUUGACUCGAACGGGGACAAGAAGGAGACAGAGAACGAGAAUGAGUGCCCCGAAACAGCCUGA